UUUCAAUUCUCUAUUUCGAUCUUCCUCCGCUCGCCCCCAUCAUGGGAAAGAAGAAAUCCAAAGAACCAGUCACGGUGGCCGUAUCAGAUCCCGUUUCAUCUCGAUCUGAUGUCUUUAAAACCAUCUUCGGUGACGUUUCGCAGCCAGACGCCGCCGUUUCUUCCCUUUUCUCUGAUGACAAUCCAUUCAAAAGAAAACCCAUAGAAUCCGUUGAAGACCCUAAAAAUGUUGAUUCAUUGGAUUCGGUUGCACCGCCAUUGAAGAAUGGGAAGCGGAAGGAGAAAGAGAAAGCUGAAAUCCGCACCUUGGGUUCAACCGGAGAAGCAACCGGGGCUCAUAAAUCAAAGAAAGGGAGGAACCCAGGAAACCUAAAUUUGGGUUCUUCAGAUAGCAAUUUUGGAAGUUCGGUUCUUGAUGCAAAACGCGAAUUAAGUGAGGAAAAUAAGGAAACACCCGAAAGCCUAAAAGGCCUGAAAAAGAAGAAAAGGAAGAGGGACGAGGUGGAGAAAGAGUAUGAGGAAAGGAAAUAUGGGGCGGUGGCGGUGGCGGUGGCGUCAGAUGCCGAGGAGAAGGUGGUUGUGGGGCAGAAGAGGAAGAACCCGGAGGACGUUGGGGUGGUUGCUUCGGUUCCAAAAGAAGGAUUUGACGAUGAAAGUAAACUUUUGAGGACUGUAUUUGUAGGAAAUUUGCCUAUUAAAGUGAAGAAGAAAGUGUUGAUAAAGGAGUUUAGUAAGUUUGGAGAGAUUGAGUCUGUUAGAAUUCGAUCUGUUCCUUUAAAUGAUACUAAGAAGCCGAGAAAAGGAGCUAUAAUGUUGAAGCAAAUUAAUGACAAAGCUGAUAGUGUCCAUGCAUACAUUGUUUUCAAAACAGAGCAAUCUGCUGAGGAAUCUUUAGCCAACAACAUGGCUGUGAUUGCAGGAAAUCACAUUCGUGUUGAUAGGGCAUGCCCACCAAGGAAAAAGUUGAAAGCAGAGAGUGCUGCUCCUCUCUAUGAUAACAAGAGGACUGUUUUUCUUGGUAAUCUCCCAUUCGACGUGAAGGAUGAAGAAAUUUAUCAGUUAUUUUGUGGUAUCAAUAAUCUGGAGUCUAACAUUGAAGGUGUCCGGGUUAUUAGAGAUCCUCAAUUUGGCGUCGGCAAGGGUAUUGCUUAUGUCUUGUUCAAAACAAGGGAAGCGGCAAAUUCGGUUGUUAAAAAACGAACUCUGAAGCUUAGGGAUAGAGAGCUUAGGAUUUCUCAUGCCAGACCGGAUGCCACCCCAUCUAAGAGAACGAAUCAAUCAUCUUCAAGGGAUAGUACCCCAGCGAAGAAGUUUGCAGUUGGUUCAAGUACUCCCUCAACUAAUGACAACAGAUCAAAUACAAAAACUUCUUUGUCAUACCAGGGCUUGCGUGCUAGCAAAUCAGGUAGCGAGAAGAAGACAGUUCGUUCAAAGGGAACUAUUGGCCCUGUAAAAACGAAAUUUAAAGCUCAGAAAAUGGAUAAGACGAAAGAACGCAUGACCAAGAGACCAACCGUUGCUGCUAGAAAGGCUAAGACAAAAGCACACAAGGAUGGCAGUGUUCCCAAGCAAACAGGUGUAAAACGCAAGCUGGACAGCUUCAGUCCGGGGAGUGGUUCCCAUCAUAAGAAGAAAGGCAGAAAGUUUAAGUAGGAACAGAGAAGGAAGACCUUGUAUCAUGCUUUGAUUAAUAGCUCCAACCCAACAGAAUUAUUGUACAAUGUCAAAUUUGUCAUGAUUUUCUCGUUUGAAUUUGCAGCAACAACUUAUAGUGUUA
Hibiscus syriacus is the source of this 1776-nucleotide messenger RNA. Its product is annotated as nucleolar protein 12-like. The coding region runs from base 42 to 1652 and encodes 536 amino acids. The record is from RefSeq and is a predicted model, not a curated record. The transcript is spliced from 6 exons. Gene Ontology annotation, molecular function: mRNA binding. Gene Ontology annotation, cellular component: cytosol. Lineage: Eukaryota; Viridiplantae; Streptophyta; Magnoliopsida; Malvales; Malvaceae.